Molecule: messenger RNA, 866 nt
Organism: Apis cerana (Asiatic honeybee)
Lineage: Eukaryota; Metazoa; Arthropoda; Insecta; Hymenoptera; Apidae
Gene: Pop5
Product: POP5 ribonuclease P/MRP subunit
Biological process (GO): tRNA 5'-leader removal
Cellular component (GO): ribonuclease P complex
Molecular function (GO): ribonuclease P RNA binding
Source: RefSeq, a predicted model, not a curated record
UAUUAAAUAAGUAAUACUAUUGAACGAAAUAAUAAUAUAUUUAAAAAAAACGAAAUAUUAUAUUGUUAAAAAAUAGUAAUAAAAAUAUAGUAUAUAUUGCAUACACGUGCGAUUAGUUUGACAGCGACCUAGCAAUACCUUAAGUAUUGAGUAAUAAAAAGUAAUACACGUGGUAAAGCUUUGAUAUCACAAAUUGUUCAAAUCAUACAGUUUUUCAAUUAUUUAUUAUUAAGUGAUAUAAACUUAUAAAUUAUAUAUAUAAUUAAUAUUUUUUUUUCUUAAGUAAUUUUUUUAGAGAACUACAUACUUUAACUCAUUACAUAACCUAAACAUGGUUCGGUUCAAAAACAGAUAUAUAACAUUUAAAAUAACUCUUGGUGAUAAAUCUAAUAAGCCUUUACAAUUAAAAAUUACAACUUUACAUGUUGCUAUUCAACAGAAAGUACAGCAAUUGUAUGGUGAUUUUGGUGUUGCUGCGAUAAAAGCUGGUUUUACUGCAAAGUAUUGUAAUAUACAUACAAAAAUAGCAUUAGUAAAAACCCGUCAUGGUCCUCAUAAAUUUUUAUUGAAAGCCAUCCCUCUUAUAAAUGAUAUUGCAGGACGUUUAGUAUCAAUAGAAAUACUUUAUGUGGGUGCAACAUUAAAACACUGUUUUCUUUUUAUUAAAAAAUAUCAACAACAAGAAUUAGAACGAGUAUGGAAUACUCUUAAAACUGAAAGAGAACGAAAAAACAUGGAAAACGCUUUAAUGACGUUAACUCCUGUCAUGAAAGAGUUGGGAUAAAAUUUAUAAAUUAGAUAUAUAAUAAGAUAUGUUUUUAAAUUAAGUAUUUAAAUUAAUAAAUAAAUAUAAAAAUUAAAGAAAA